AAAUUCAUCGAACACUGAUCAUGGAUUUUAAAAUUUAAGGAAUGAUGACUGAUUAAUAAAACUAUUUAACUUUACACCUCAAAACCAGCAUAUGCACAUUUCAUAUUAGUGAGAGACCGGCUAAUGCUUUAUUUUUUCUAUAUUAUAUAGCACCUAUUUAUCAAUUCCUUAUGUGUUACAGUUCUUCCUGGUCUUUAGUGUGUUUUUAUUGAUUCUCAAUAAUGGCGAAACAAACCGCAAAAUUCCAAGUUCUGGAAAGUAAUAGGCAGUUUACGACUACUCUCUACAAUGUUUUGGCGGAAAGACCAGGAAAUGUUGUCUUCUCCCCUAUCAGCGUGCACGCUGUUCUUUCCAUGUCUUACCAAGGAGCCAAAGGUACAACUGCUGAAAAGUUUGCUUCUAUACUGCAAGUACCUACAGCUGCAGCCGCUGCAGAAGGUUACAACAUUGUGAUGAAUCGUCUCAAUUCUAUUCCAAAUGUUACAAUUCUGAUGGCUAAUAAAAUAUAUCUUAUGGAAGGCUAUCAACUCCUGCCUGAGUUUAGCAACGUCAUCACUAAGAAUUUCUUAUCUGAGGUACAACUACUUAAUUUUGCCGCAAAUCAGGUAGCUGCUACAAGAAUUAACGCUUGGGUGGAAGAAAAGACAAAAGAGCAAAUUAAGAACCUAAUUAGCAAGGAAGCUUUAAAUGCAUCAACCCGUUUAGUACUUGUAAACGCCAUCUAUUUCAAGGGCAGUUGGAAGGAUACAUUUGACGAGGAAGAUACCACAACUGAACCAUUCUACCUCAACCAUGUAGAUUCAGUUGAAGUGCAAAUGAUGCAUUCGGAUAUGGACUUUUAUUAUAAAUCAGAUCCAAAGCUUUGUGCUAAAAUUUUAAAACUGCCUUACACUGACGAAAAUCUAAGCAUGGUUAUUAUUUUACCUUAUGAUAGAAAUGGAAUUGCUGAGCUGGAAAAGAACCUGGCCACUGUUAACAUAACUGAGAUAAUACAAGAUAUGUGUUUUAGGUUAGUUACCGUAGCUUUACCUAAAUUCAAAGUUGAAAAAAACAUGGAUUUAAAGUCUCCUUUAACUAAGCUCGGAUUUGCUGAAAUUUUUGAUAAAUCUGUCGCAAAUUUUGGUGGUAUGAUUACUGCAGAUGAGCAGCUAUUUGUGAGCAAAUUUAUACAGAAAGUUUUCAUUGAAGUAAAUGAACGAGGGUCUGAAGCAGCAGCUGCAACUACUGGUACGUUGGAGAUGUUCUGUCGUAAGCCAGACGAGUUCAUAGCAGAUCAUCCUUUUAUAUAUUUUCUCUACGACAAAAAGAGUACUUGUAUUUUUGCUGGACGCCUCUUCAAUCCAAAUGAUACAUCAUAAUGCAUUUUUCGUUACAAUAUUUUGAAGAAUAACGCCACAG
This is a messenger RNA of Zophobas morio, 1398 nucleotides long. RefSeq names its product leukocyte elastase inhibitor-like. The record is from RefSeq and is a predicted model, not a curated record. Bases 222 to 1358 code for a protein of 378 amino acids. Lineage: Eukaryota; Metazoa; Arthropoda; Insecta; Coleoptera; Tenebrionidae. The transcript has 3 exons. Gene Ontology annotation, molecular function: serine-type endopeptidase inhibitor activity.